This is a messenger RNA of Marchantia polymorpha subsp. ruderalis, 562 nucleotides long. Lineage: Eukaryota; Viridiplantae; Streptophyta; Marchantiopsida; Marchantiales; Marchantiaceae. The record is from the annotation of a GenBank genome assembly.
AUGGAGGCGAAGUGGCAACGACCGCAGGCGAUGGAACCUCGGCCGAAUAUACCUGCUCCGGGCUCGACGCCCAGCCAGCCGCUAUGGCAGACCAAGGAGGUCGCGCUCGGGCUACCACGUAGGAGGGCACCGCCGUGCGAAAGAGCGACAAAGGUUAAAAGCGAAGGUUAUCGGCAGACCGCAGGAGAAGAACGCCACAGGGGGGGCCUUCUGGCCACGGGAUGCACGUUACGUCAGACGGACAUGGGGGCGAGUUCGCAUUGCUUGCCGGAAGGGCAACACGUGUCGGCGCCGAAACACGGCAGCGCGGACGGAAAGAUGCGCGGCCGAGCACGGCGCGCGGAUAUGUUCUUGUAUGAGCUGAUGAGCUGCGGUGGCCCCCCCUCCCGUGGGCAACACCAGCAAUUCGGGCUCCAUGUCCUCGGCCGGGCUGUUCUGCCAAGGCGCUGCCACAAUCGAAUUUCCGGCCGCGCCUUGUGAAGGACACGGAAAGAGAGACGAGAGGAGAGGUAGAGGGAGAGAGGGAAGGGAGAGACAGAGAGAGAGAGAAAGAGAGAGAGAG